AUGUCAAGUGAUGGAGAAAGCACAGAAUUUGACAUUGAAAGUGAUGUCCUGGGCCAUGAUACUGAAACAAAUGCAGCUUUUAUAGGCACUAACCCUAUAGCUGUGAUCAUGAAUGCCUAUUUGGAUAUAUAUAGCAACACACAAACGUUCUACCAUCAAGAGAACAAUGCUGAGAGUUUUUCUGGAUAUAUAAGUCCUUUAAAAUCCAAGGCAGUGUUUAUCUUACAUGUCUUGUUCUAUGGCAAUGAGAAUCUUUCUUCUGAAAGAUCUAUCAAGAAAAUCAUGUUUGCUAUGGAGAAGUUUUGA
Phycomyces blakesleeanus NRRL 1555(-) is the source of this 306-nucleotide messenger RNA. RefSeq lists its product as hypothetical. The transcript has a single exon. Bases 1 to 306 code for a protein of 101 amino acids. NCBI's taxonomy places the organism in Eukaryota, Fungi, Mucoromycota, Mucoromycetes, Mucorales, Phycomycetaceae. The record is from RefSeq and is a predicted model, not a curated record.